Molecule: messenger RNA, 1266 nt
Organism: Linum tenue
Lineage: Eukaryota; Viridiplantae; Streptophyta; Magnoliopsida; Malpighiales; Linaceae
Source: the annotation of a GenBank genome assembly
AUGGACUCAGAGUCAGAGAUCGACGUGCCUCCAUUCUUCCUCUGCCCGAUCUCCCUCCAGAUAAUGAAGGAUCCGGUCAUCCUCCCCACCGGUAUCACAUACGAUCGCGACUCCAUCGAGCGGUGGCUCGGCAACAACAACAAGACGUGCCCCGUCACCAAGCAGCCCAUCCCGCCGGACGCCGACCUAACCCCCAACAUCAUCCUCCGCCGCCUCAUCCAGUCCUGGUGCACUCUCAACGCCUCCCACGGCUUCCACUGCAUCCCCACUCCCAGACCACCCGCCAGCCGGGCACAGAUCUCCAAGCUCAUCCACUCCGCCACGUCAUCAUCCUCACAUCACAGCCAGAUCAAGUGCCUCAGGCAGCUCAAGUCCUUAGCAAAGGAAAGCGAGGCCAACAAGCGCUCCAUCGAGUCGGCCGGAGCCGUCGACUUCCUCGCCUCGGUCGUGGUGAAUUUCAACCACGACUCGGAGCUGGACUGCAUCGAGCAGUUCGGCUCCAGCCCUUGCGACGAGGCGCUGAGCCUCCUGCACGGCCUCCACAUCUCGGAGCCCGCGCUGAAGGACCUGGUCAACAGGAACGGCGAGUUCGUCGACUCGCUCACGCGAGUGAUGCAGCGCGGGACGUACGAGUCCCGCGCCUACGCGGUCCAGAUAUCCAAAUCCAUGCUCCACAUGGCGGACCCGCUCCGGAUCAUCGGGAUCCGAACGGGAUUUUUUGGCGAGGUGGUCCAGCUGGUGAGGGACCAAAUAUCGAAGCAGGCGUCCAAGGCCGCAUUGGGAUUGCUGAUCGAGAUGUGCCCCUGGGGGAGGAACCGCGUCAAGGCGGUGGAAUCCGGCGCCGUUUCGGUCCUCGUCGACCUGCUCCUCGAUUCGUCGGAGCGGCGGGCCUGUGAGAUGGCGCUGGCCGCGCUGGACGUGUUGUGCCAGUGCGCGGAAGGGAGGGCGGAGUUCGUGAAGCAUGCCGCUGGAUUGGCGGUGGUGAGCAAGAAGAUACUCCGCGUCUCCACGGUGGCGACGGAGAAAGCGGUGAGGAUUUUGCUUUCGGUCGGGAAGUCGUCGGCGACCGCCGCGGUGUUGCAGGAGAUGCUGCAGAUUGGGGUGGUGGCGAAGCUGUGCCUGGUAUUGCAAGUGGAGGGCAGCGGGAGGGCGAAAGACAAGGCGAGGGAGGUUUUGAGGCUGCACGCGCGCGUGUGGAAGAACUCGCCUUGUGUGCCGCCGACUUUGCUCUCUUCUUAUCCGGCGGCCCGAGGUUUACGUUGGUGA